AAAAACAUUUGAAGUUUAGAAAAAAUAUUUGCAAAUAAAAAAUGCUUAAAUACAAAUAUAUACCACCACACAAACUUAGAUCACAAUCACAAAAUCCCACACCGGAACCCACGCCACGCCUCAGCAACAAAUCCGCACAAUCCAUCUCACCGUACAUUCUGCAAAAUUCCAGCGAUUACUAUGGCAGCGCCAAUUCGCUCGGCAGCACACCGCAGAGCCUGCAACGCAACACGGAUGUGCGCGGCUCCAAUAACUCACUAACUUCGUCCGCGGGUGGCACAAUACGUUCGCGUAAAUCACGUAAAGCGCCCGCGCCGCCCACGCCGCUCGCCAAGGAAUUAUUCCCAACAGCCACACCACCACCACCAUCGCCCUUGGUUACGAGCGUCAGCGCCAACACCACCAGCGAUCGUCAGACCGACAGCUCCAAAACAUCCACACCCAGUUCCAGCACUGUCGGCACACCGAAGUUGGGUCGUAAGAAACGACCCGCGCCAGCUCCACCAAAGCCCGCGCGUCUCGAUCCCAGUUUACUACCCACAGAUCCGCCAGCAGCAGCAGCAACACAGCACACAAAUGGUACGGCGCCAAAAAACUCGUUUAAUUACCCUCUGCAAAGUGAAACAUCCGACUCGAAGCUAUCCGACGAAGAGAAAGCUUUGUUGGAGGGUAACAAACAGUUGUCCAUGGACAGCAUGCGGUCGACGAUAAGCGCCGACGAUGAGUUAUGCACGAGCCACGAAAGUCGGCGCAGCUCACGUCGUCUCAUACCGCUCGAUGCGAGCCUCUUGCUGGAUGAUGAUGACGAACACUUGAAUGCGGACGCCAACGCGGAUGCCGACGGCAGCGGCAAGUGUGAUGAUGCGAAACAGAAGCAACAGCUAUUGCGUUAUAGCGAGCAAGAGGAGACAAAUGUCGUGUAUCGACGUGUGAUUGUGCCGCCCAGCCUGGAGACGCCGACACGCGAGACGAAUCCACUGCUCGACAGCGGCUCGCACGAUCGUCAAUUGGAGAAAAUGAAAGAUAACAAAGAGGCGCAGAAUCGCAAUCGGCAAUCACAAAUAUCCGCUUCAUCCGGCGCCGAGGACUGCGACAUCACCUCGACGCCCUACAACAAAUCAGCGCAUGGCAAAUGGAAGCGUCGCAAAGGUCCAGCUCCGGCGCUGCCCAUACCGCCGCGUAAGGUGUUGCAAAUGUUGCCGCUGCAAGAGAUACGUCACGAAUUGGACAUCAUUGAAGUGCAGCAACAGGGACUCGAGAAGCAGGGUGUUAUUUUGGAGAAAAUGAUACGCGAUCGCUGUGAGGGUCAAAAUGGUGAGCUCUUGGGCGCCAGCGCCGCAGUGGAGGAUGCAACCGACGGCAAGAAGCCGAGCACAAGUGCCGGCGCGGAAGGUGUGCAGAACUCGAAGGAGGUCGAGGAUCUCAUAUUGCAGUUGUUCGAGCUGGUCAACGAGAAGAACGAACUGUUUCGUCGACAAGCCGAACUCAUGUACCUACGCCGCCAGCAUCGCUUGGAACAGGAGCAAGCCGAUUUGGAGUAUGAAAUUCGCGUGCUGAUGGCGCAACCGGAACGCAAUAAAACCGACUCGGAUAAAGCGCGUGAAGAAACGCUCAUAGCACGCUUAGUAGAGGUGGUACAGUUGCGCAAUGAGGUCGUAGAAUGUCUGGAAAUGGAUCGACUGCGAGAAGCCGAGGAAGAUUUGAGCAUUAAACAACGCUUAGAACUGCAUACCGCGCAGCGUGAAGAAGACACCGACUCGCGGAAAAUCACAGCAAAACUUUCCAAAAAGGAAAAGAAGAAGCAAAAGGAAUCGAAAAAGCUGAGCAAAAGCAAGAAAAUCGAUGCGGACAAGGACGCUGAUGAAUCCGAACUAAAUAUGGAUAAGCAGAAAUUGAAGAAGAAGAAGAAGAAAUUUCUCUUUUAAGCCCUGACUGAGACGAGUUUCCGGCAGUUGAUUUAAGCGUACCACUUGCAGCCGCCUUGUGAUAAUACUAUGACAAAAUUAUUUUCGAAAAAAACUGAUUUACUUGCGCUAAAAUCCUAGUUUAAAAAAACUUUAAAGCACUCAACAAGCAGCGUGUCUAAAAAAUGCGACUAGAGAAAUGUCCACGCUCGCGCAGCCAAGAAAUGAAUUCCAUGCUCGUAAUUUUUAUUUAACUUUUUAAUUUUUUUUCCAAACAUUCAUUGGCUUUAAUUAAAUUAUAAAUGAGAUGAUGAAUUAUUUUCAAAUUUUAUUUUUGUAUUCAUUCCUAAACCGAAAUCUCAGCAUUUGCACUUUUAAAGGCCUGUCUUCAAUUAUUAUUAUUAUUUUUUAACACAAAGAAAUGAAAAAUGGAUUACUAAGCAAAACUAUUUUUAAUAUUUACACACAUACAUAUAUACACACACAGUGUUACUUGCGUAAUGUUAAUUAAAUCUAAGCUUACCUAUACAUAUACAUAUAUAUAUUAAACAAAUAUUUUGCAUGUAUUAUACUGUUAAAUUAAACUAAACAUAAAAACAUACAAACACACACUUACUUGCAUUUUCUUUUCUACACUUAUUUGUUAGUUUUAUUGUUGUUGUUUUACUUUUAUCAAAAGGUCACAUCACUAAAAUGUAAAAUAAAUCAUAAAAUCUAAGGAGUUGGCAAAUAGUUGGUGAGUCAACAAGUUUUGUAACCUCUGUGUAUAUGUAUGUGCACUUACACACAUACUUAUGCACAUUCAUGGAAAGAAGUGUCAAUUACAGUUAGCGUCAAUGCACAUGUGUGCCGCCCGUUAAUCGGUUUUACCAUGCAAUGUUACUUCACACAAAGCACUUACAAACAUUUUGAUUCACAUAUUCAUACAUAGGUUUAUGUAUAUCUACCAUACAUACAUACACUCAAAUGAGCAUACGCCAAUCAAUUUAUAAAGAAUAUAUUUUAUGUUACUAAAAUAAAUAUAUUUCGUUUUUAUUGCGUA
Molecule: messenger RNA, 2946 nt
Organism: Bactrocera tryoni
Lineage: Eukaryota; Metazoa; Arthropoda; Insecta; Diptera; Tephritidae
Product: MICAL-like protein 1
Exons: 4
Coding region: 42-1925 (627 amino acids)
Biological process (GO): negative regulation of microtubule depolymerization
Cellular component (GO): microtubule cytoskeleton
Source: RefSeq, a predicted model, not a curated record